Messenger RNA from Linum tenue, 543 nucleotides. NCBI's taxonomy places the organism in Eukaryota, Viridiplantae, Streptophyta, Magnoliopsida, Malpighiales, Linaceae. The record is from the annotation of a GenBank genome assembly.
AUGUGGAUGAAGCGCCACCGCAGCAGCCACUUCCUCGCCGCCACCGCCACGUGGGAAGAGAGAGCCUUCGCGGAGGACGCAGGCUGCAUUUGGCCCCCGAGGUCCUACGCGUGCAGCUUCUGCCGCCGCGAGUUCCGCUCCGCCCAAGCCCUCGGCGGCCACAUGAACGUCCACCGACGGGACCGCGCUCGUCUCAAGCAACAACAGUGCCACGACGAAGAACAAGAAGAAGAAGAACAAGACCAUCAUCCCAUUCCCACCGCCGCCACCACCACCACGAACUCCUCCCCUAGGGUUUCCUCGUCCUCAAUUACCACCGCCAGCAAUAAUAACGAGUGUGCAGGUUGGCUGGAUCUUGGACUCAUGGUCAACGUUGUGGAAAGUAGUAGUCUCGAUGAGGACGUGGAGGCGAUUUUGGCCGGUGGGAAGAGGCGGAAGACGGCGGCGGCCACCGCGGGGGUGACGACAUUGUCGCUGUCGAUGGGGGCGGCGUCGGAGGGGAUUGGGUUCGGAAGAGAUUUGGAUCUUGAGCUUAGGCUCUGA